Molecule: messenger RNA, 2223 nt
Organism: Plenodomus lingam JN3
Lineage: Eukaryota; Fungi; Ascomycota; Dothideomycetes; Pleosporales; Leptosphaeriaceae
Biological process (GO): mitotic sister chromatid cohesion
Cellular component (GO): mitotic cohesin complex
Molecular function (GO): chromatin binding; protein binding
Source: RefSeq, a predicted model, not a curated record
AUGUUUUAUAGUCACGAAGUAUUAACCUCGCGCAAAUAUGGCGUUGCAACCGUCUGGCUCGUUGCUACACUAGGCUCUAAAUCAAACUUGAAGCGCAUCAAUCGCAAGCAGAUUCUCGGCGUCGAUGUCUCCAAAGCAUGCCAAACCAUCGUGGAUCCAAUCGCGCCAAUGGCUCUGCGACUCCAGGGAAAUCUGUUGUACGGUGUGUCCCGUGUAUACUUGCAGCAGUGCGGCUACGUAUUGUCCGAUGCGCAGACCGCGAACACCGAAAUAAAAUUCUUGUUGAGAACCAUCAAGGAUGACGCGCUUGACCCUGAGGCCGGAAAGGCGAGACCCGAGCAGCUUCUUCUCCCAGAAGAUCCAUCCUUUCUACCCGAGUAUGCACUGCAGCCACUGGACCUCUUCGCAGAUCUCAACUUCAACUUCGACUCUCAUCACAUCCGGCACUCUGGCGACUCACAGUCUCUGACCCCGUUCGGGACGCAACGAUCUCAGUCUUCCUCUCAAGGGGAUGCAAUUGGCGGCCUUGUUUUUCCCAGUUCGUCUCCAAGCCAGCAUGCCGAAUUCCAAUUCGAAGGCGACAAUGUUCCAGGAAGCAUCGGUAGGCCAAGUACCAUAUUCGGUGCCGGUGAAGCUCCGGACUUGGAUGAGCCAGACUUCACAUUUGGCGAUGAUGGUAAUAUAAUCCAGCUUGGAGACAAUGAUAUCGUGCCCAGAACGCCGGGGAUUUCUAUGAUGCAGAGCGAUGCAGGCGCGAGCGCGAGGCUGAGGAGAGAGCACGAAGAGGGACGGCAGACAGGCUUACAGAUCCCCCGAGAUGACAUGGAACUUGACCUACCCAAUUACGGCGAUGAAUUACCGGACUCUGGUUCCUUCUCUUCCACUGCCCAUGGACGGUCCAACAAGCUUCCCGAAGUAAUAGAGUCAACAUCAUCCACCGUAACUGCUUCCUUGCGUCGGAAGCCUCGAGCUGCACGUGUCAUACCCAUGGAUCGAACAAUCGAAUUACGCAAUGCAGAUCUGGCAGACUGGAACAUCAAUUACCUGCAGAAUAUGCGGAAUGCAGCAAAACCAAAGGCCAAAUUGGCCGCUACUGCAAGAGCGAAGAAGAAUGCAGAACACUAUGUCUGGGGCAGUGGUCUUGGAGGUAUUGGCCAGGAUGUCUCGGGCGCGUACGGCUCAAAUCCUUUCGAGAUGUUCAUUGGAGACAAACUUUUUGAGCUGAUCACGGGCAAGAGCCGCCAAAAGGGGAAGUCCCCGAAGCACAGUCGUGACAGUGGAAUCGACGAUGUGACCCAGGAUGAAUCACGACGUGUCCGACAAAAGACUGGAGAAUUCGAUGAUGAUAUUUCGCGUGGAGGUAAUGAUGAAGGUGUCUUCGAGCUUGGGGACGCCGACGUCGAUGUCGAAUUGCCGCGUGAAGCUGUGACUGCUCUUGACGACGAGCAGAUCUUCUCUGCUAUGCCCUGGAACAGUGCUUCAAUCCGCGGCUCUUCUGCCGUUCCUAGAAGUGGACUAGGUUCUCAUGAUCAAUCUAAGCGUGGCACGCGUGUGGUGUCGGCAUCUCCUCUUCUUGGCCGUGGUCGGGCUAGCGAACUCGAUACAUUGAGGACCUUGGAGAGCGACGGUGACUAUGGCCUUGAGGGCAAUGAGUUUGCCCCUCUUGAACCCAGUUCAGACUAUCCAGAGCUCGCUGUUCCGGUUGUGACCAAUACCCGCGUUCGGGAUGCUCUGUCUGCAGAGGGUACCAAUUUCCUCACGUUUGUCAUUGAUGCGAUUACCGAGAAGCGCGGCCUCGUGCAAGCGGCGAUGGAGAACAUGUCUGGCAUACUGCAAGCCACUACGGCAGCUGAGAUCGACGAGAUUACUUUUGAAGAGCUGCUGCCACCGCAUGAAAAUUCGAAGCUGGUAGCGUGUCAAGCGCUGAUGAUGGUGCUCAGUCUCGGAAGCAAGGGCAUGCUCAACGUUCAGCAGCCAUACUAUUUUGGCCAGAUCAAUCUUCAACCUACCCCGCAAGCUCGUGCUUCUCAGAUCAUCGAGAUCAGCGACCGCAAGGAAUCGGAUAAGGAGUCUAACGAUGGCUCGUUUCAGAGUCAGAGUGCUCUAUCACCCGUGCAUGGGCACGAUGUUACGAACGAAAAUGACGGACACUUCCAGGACCAGCUAGCGGUAGGCCCUGCUAUGCCUCAGGACGACGACUAUGAUGAACUAUACGACGACUGA